AUGACAUACUUCAAUUUUUGUUGCAGGAUUACAGUUCUUGGGGUUCUAUUGGGAAUAAUUCCUUGGGAUCGAAGCAUUACUUGCACUCUACUAUUAUGGAAUUAUAUCCUUGGUUACCUCAUCAUAUUUAUUAUAAGUUUGGGCGUCGAAUUAGCUAUAUGUAUUUUAUCCAGCCGAGGAAGUAUUCUUGACACUGCAGUUCGCGCUCCAAUCAAGCAUUUUAUUUAUAGUAAACUUUGUCUUUUGCUUAUCGAAACAGGAUGGCUGUGUGCUGGUAGUACAUGGCUAGUUUAUUACUAUAAAAAUUGUUCUGCGGUUAGUGAAGCAAAAGAUGUUACGUUGGGUCUUGUUAUAUGUAACUGGUGUACUUUAGCAUUGGUGACCAUUACUGUUUGGUGUACUUAUGAUACAGCUGGAAGGUCGUGGGUAAAGAUGAAGAAAUAUCAACGUAGCAUGAGAGAAGCUGAAUCUCGAACUGGUAGAAUGCAUUAUAAACGCAGUGGUAGUCGUAAUAGAAACUGGCGACAAAGAAAAGUUAUUCGUGCUUACCAAGAUAGUUGGGAUAACAGAUGUAGAUUGCUCUUUUGCUGUAUGCGUAACUCUGACAGAAAUCAGAAUUCUUUCACAGAUAUUGCAAGACUUCUGAGUGAUUUUUUCCGUGAUCUAGAUGUUGUUCCGUCGGAUGUAGUAGCUGGACUCGUAUUGCUCCGAAAAUUCCAAAAAGUUGAAAGAGAGUUAAUAAUAAAACAGCGUAAAAAUGAUACAUAUGAAUUUCUUUCUGGUGUUCCGAUAACACCAAGAACAAAAUUUUUAUCACUAACUGAGGAUGGAGAUAUGUUACAUUUUCAAAAUACAAUUCAUUACAUGCAUUUUGCCUUAGCAGCCUACGGUUGGCCAUUAUUUUUAAUAAAUCAUACUACAGGUCUUUGCCAGUUGUGUACUAGAAUAAGGUGUGAAUGCUUUCCAUGUGUAAAAAAUGAUGAUGAUGCCAUUGUUAUUGAUGAUAAUUGUUGUCAGUGUAAUUAUGCGGCACUUCGACGAAUGGUUGAUGUUGGCGAAGUUGAUGUUAUUUAUGCAACUUUUCAUGUAGAUAUUGGAGAAACUCCGUUUUUUGUUGCAUUAGAUUACACACAACGAAAGCUUGUUAUUAGUAUUCGUGGAACACUCAGUAUGAAGGAUGUUUUGACAGAUUUAAAUGCAGAAGCUGAAGUUUUACCACUAACACCACCACGAGAAGACUGGCUUGGACAUAAAGGCAUGGUUCAAGCUGCUGAAUAUAUACGAAGAAAAAUAACUAAAGAAGGCAUUAUUACGAAAGCUUUAAACAAAAAUCCGGAGAGAGGUACCGAUCAAUUUGGAUUGACAUUGGUUGGCCAUUCAUUGGGUGCUGGGACUGCAGCAAUUCUUGCAAUACUUCUCCGACAAGAAUACCCAGACCUGAUAUGUUUUUCUUAUGCUCCACCGGGAGGUCUUUUAAGUAUGCCAGCACAGCAAUAUACCCAAGAGUUUAUUACCUCAGUUGUUGUUGGAAAAGACGUAGUCCCAAGAAUAGGUCUACGGCAAAUGGAGAGCCUACGUGCAGAUUUAAUAAAUGCUAUUAAAAGAAGUGUAGAUCCAAAGUGGAAGACUAUUGCGUGCUCCGUGAUGUGUUGUGGAUGUGGAUCGGUACCAACGUCUGCAGCAAACUUGGAAGCUGGUGGAAGCAUUGCUGAAUAUCAGAGAGACAAAGACCAAGCCAGAGCACAGACAAUUGUUCCAAGUGAUUCCAGUAUUGCUCUUACGCUUCACACUCCACUUUAUCCACCUGGUAAAAUCAUUCAUGUAGUUCGACAUCAUCCAAACAAGGGAGAAGAAAAAUAUGAUUCUCGGUGGAGACAAUUAUUACAAAAAGGAGAACCUGUGUAUCAAGCUUUGUGGGCAGAACCAGGUGAUUUCGAUGAAGUUCUCAUUAGCCCUGUAAUGAUACAGGAUCACAUGCCAGACAACAUGCUCGAAGCGCUCAAUAAGGUUGUAACAACUCUGGGACCAGCAAAGCCACAACGUUUGACAUCAGGUCACACGUCAUUAGCAGAGGCUUCAGAAAAUCGUAAUCCAAAUAAGAUUGAAGAACGGGAAAUAGAGCAGGAAAUGCGAGCCCUGCUUCCAAAAAGUCCAUGCAAAUCACGCUCGUUAACAAUUGGCACUCCGCCACACAGGUUGUGCCUUGAAACUAGUUUUACAUCACUUCAGAGUCCAAUGGAAUUGCCUCACACUGAACGCGAGUUAAGCGUCGAUUCCAGGGGAGUGCCUUGGGAAUACGUCAGCCUGGCAAGCGAGUUGAUAACUACACCCAGACACGAUGACCAUAAAUUCUUCAACCAUCCACUUAAUUGGGAAUAUACUCAGAGAAUAGCCCCUCUGGCCACGCCAGAAACAAUGUCAGAGGCUAGUAACUCGCCAUCACCAUUGCCUUCAACUAGACCCAUACGACGUACACCAAAAAUACCAAGAAACCUUUCCACUGCUGCAGAUGAUCUUAAAAGUAAUCUUCAUUAUGCAAUGCUUGCUUCCAAAAAUUAUGGAUUGUGUGAUGAAAUCACUGGUAGCAAUAGCAGCAGUGGAAAUAGUGAAGCUAGUUAUGAAACAACGAAAAGUCAACGCCAAGGAGUCCAACCACCUCCAGUUCCACAGCGACGAGAUUCCAUUAUCUUAAAAAGAGAACAGACUGUAUGUACUGCUGCUUGUUGCAGAGAUGAUCUGUCUGACAAUUCUACUCCUUCAUCAAUUCAUUCAACAUGUAUUAUUCGUAGUACUAAUCUAGAAGAGAUCGAUACAAACGAAUCGAAUUUAGAUUUAUACGAAGCGAAGGGGUUUCUUACUCGCCGUGACAGCAUUAAUGUAAAAAGCUCUCCAGAAUGUAGAAGACUUAUGACACCUAUUAUUAAUAUAAACGCUGAAUGGAAAAAACCAUUUGAUACAAUCGGUGGAACUUCUGUUGAUACAUCACUUCCACUGCUCCGCGGUUUAUCACCAACUCCGAGCCAACAUACAUCACCAUUUUCUAAUGCCAAAAGAAAAAAAUAUGUAUACCCAAUCACGUUGGUUGGUCGAGGUGAAAGUAGUGUUUGAAUUUUUUAUCAAUUCAUUAAAUUUAUAAGGCCGUGGGACCAUAAUUUUCACUUGAAUUUUUUCAAUAUAGCUCGGCUUAUUCUUAAGAAAAAGAAAAAAAAAAUAACAAGAUUAAAAUAACCAAAACUUUUGUCAUUUGUAAAUGAUUCUGACGGCUUCGUCGUCUAUACAAUGCUAAUAUUUAUAAUAUUGUCCCUGUGGCUUUAUUCACCUCGAAUUGAUUAUUUAUUGAAUUAGAAGAUUCUUCAGGAUUGAAGUAAACAGUUGUUUUAUUUAUUAUUUAAUUAAUUAAUUGACUGUGUAGAUAUGUUUUUUAAGAUGUGCCAAUAAUUGAUAAAUGAUAAAUGUUUAACUGUUGUAUUUAUUCAUAUAAUAUGUAUUUAGGCCUAUUGUACAUCGAACGAGAAAUGGUUCAAUUCGUUAAAAAAAAUACUUUCUUUAUUGAUACAGUUGUAAUUUAAUUGAAAGUUAAAAUUUUUAAUCCAACGAAUUGCCUUCAAAUGUUUAGAUUACAUAACAUAAAUUACAAUGGUAUAAGAGUUGCAGACAUUAAAAAAAAAAAAAAAAAAAAAAA
Messenger RNA from Cotesia glomerata, 3682 nucleotides. RefSeq names its product diacylglycerol lipase-alpha-like. Lineage: Eukaryota; Metazoa; Arthropoda; Insecta; Hymenoptera; Braconidae. The coding region runs from base 1 to 3108 and encodes 1035 amino acids. Gene Ontology annotation, cellular component: dendrite membrane; postsynaptic membrane. Gene Ontology annotation, biological process: lipid metabolic process. The record is from RefSeq and is a predicted model, not a curated record. The transcript has 16 exons.